Notolabrus celidotus (New Zealand spotty) is the source of this 932-nucleotide messenger RNA. It is a transcript of the gene iqcc, whose product is annotated as IQ motif containing C. The transcript has 5 exons. The coding region runs from base 93 to 767 and encodes 224 amino acids. Gene Ontology annotation, molecular function: protein binding. The record is from RefSeq and is a predicted model, not a curated record. NCBI's taxonomy places the organism in Eukaryota, Metazoa, Chordata, Actinopteri, Labriformes, Labridae.
ACAGGGAGGCUUUUAUUUUUUCAUUGUGUCACCGGAAGUAAAUCAAAAGUCUGAGUUCAUCUCCCGCUCUCAGCUGUCAUGUUACCAUAGCAAUGGACAGAAAUGAAUGGGAGACAAUACUCACCUGUUUUCAGGCAUGUGCACGUGGGUAUAUGGUGAGACGUGAAGUUCGUCGUUCCCGUGAAGACUUUGAAGACAUCGUGAAAGAGAUUGAAGGAGAUUUGACACAUUUAGAAUGGAGGGAGACGUGGAUUAUCCCCACGCCCCACUUCACAGACACCGACGGUCCGAUCACACAACCUGCAUGCAGGCCUCCAAAACCAGGAUUUAAUACCCGUGCUCAUCCACUAUCAUCAUCAUCAACAUCACCUGAGGAGGAAGCUCAUCAGGAUCUGUUUGAAAAUACAGAAGCUGAGAGAGAUGAAUCACAAGCCAAAGGACAGCGCUCUACUAAGAAGGACUGUUUCCUCGGUAGCAGUAUUAGAGAGGAGGGGCAGAGACAGACAACAGAGGGGGGUAAAGAUGGAGGAGUGAUGGAGAGCACAGGAGAUUCAACUCCUGUAUGGAGCAGUGUAGAGCUGGGCAUGAACUGUGGUGACUCAUGCAGAGGUACCCAGCAGUACCUCUCUGUGCAGGAGGUGCCCCGUACCCCCGAGGCCCUGAGUCUCCAUAGAAACACCCUGACCAUGGAGCUGCUGUGGCUGCAACAAGCCAUUGACAGCAGGAAAAAGUACUUGUCACUGAAGAACAGGCUGAGCAUAUCGUGACAGCAGAAGUAAUCUGAACUGACGGCUCGAGCUCACUCAAGUGUCAUCUGUCUUUCUGUGUUGUUGUUUUCAACAUAUACAAGCAAAGAAAUUCCAUUCAGAGACAAUUAUCAUGUGUUUGAUGAAACCUGUACGAUGAAUAAAUGUUAUUUUUUCUAAAAAGUC